UAGUAAUUUUUUCAAUAGUCACCGCAAAUACGUCAAUCAAACAAAUGGUGUGCAAUCAGUAAUCUUUGCUUCUUUUCUUUUUGCGUAUUUAUAAUCACACGCAUAUUAAUUUUCACUAAAAGCAAUGUCUAAGCGUCAAAUUAUAAUAAUAUUUGGAAGUUACUAAAAUCGAUCGCGUCAUUCAACAAUAUCGCUCACCAAAUUAAAAUCAUGUUUUCACGUAAAAUUCAUUAGACGGCCUCGGUGGGGGCAGACGUAAUUUCCUUGAACCAAAAGUUAAUAAAUAACAUCGAAAAUGAAUUUCGACGACAGUGCGAGCAGCGGGUAUGUUACCAAUGAGACCAUAUACGGAACUCAUGAAGAUUCUCACGUAGUUAUGUCAGAGAAGGUACAAUCUCUUGCUGGAAGUAUCUACCAAGAGUUCGAACGUAUGAUAGCGCGAUACGAUGAGGAUGUAGUAAAAACAUUGAUGCCACUUCUAGUGAAUGUAUUAGAGUGCUUGGAUUCAGCCUAUCAGACGAAUCAAGAGCACGAGGUGGAACUAGAGCUAUUGCGAGAAGACAACGAGCAGUUAGUUACGCAGUAUGAACGCGAGAAGGCAGCCAGGAAGUACGCUGAACAGAAGUUACUGGAAGCUGAGGAUCAUUAUGAAGGAGAAAGAAAAGACUUGACUGGCCGUUUAGAAGCACUGGAUAGCAUCGUGAGAAUGUUAGAACUUAAACACAAGAACUCCUUGGAUCAUGCUAGUAGACUCGAAGAAAGAGAAAAUGAAUUGAAAAAAGAAUAUGCAAAGUUGCAUGAAAGGUACACCGAGCUAUUUAAAACUCACAUGGACUAUAUGGAAAGAACAAAGCUACUUCUAAGCACAGCAAGUGAUAGAAGCGAAGUUCGAGGCCGACUGGGACUCAAUCCUGUUGGAAGGUCUAGUGGUCCGAUAUCGUUUGGUUUCGCAUCUCUAGAAAGUUCUAUGAACGCGAUAGAACAGACCGAAAGUAUUCCUGGUAGUCCUGUCAGCUUGUCGUCGUCACCGCCAUCGCCGCCCAUCGGAGCCGAACUAGCGGCCGUGAGGACGGUCGAAAGAGCUCACCAGACAGAUGCCAUAACACAACAAAGUCAGGCAACGUCGCCUGUCGCUCUCCCGAAUUCAAACAUCGGAAAAUCUCAGACUAAGAGCGAAAAACGAAGUGGUAACACUUUGUAUCAGGAGUUGGCUUUCCAUGACACCGAUGCGAGCAUUGCCGAAUCACAAGGCGAUGAAGGUGCUGACAUCACAGGUAGCUGGGUGCAUCCUGGAGAAUAUGCGUCUUCUGUUAACGAUAACUACUUUGGCAUGGGGAAAGAAGUCGAAAACUUGAUACUGGAGAACAACGAAUUAUUGGCCACGAAGAACGCUUUGAACGUUGUCAAGGACGACCUUAUAGUGAAGGUGGACGAGUUGACCGGCGAACAGGAGAUGCUUCGAGAAGAAGUGGCCAAUCUAAGUUCGGCGCGAGAGAAACUUAGAGAUCGGGUGACUCAAUUGGAGGAUGAAUUGCGACGUUUGAAGGAGGCGAUGAGCAACAACGCUGGCGGUGGGGACAACGAGGAGGAAGCCGACGUCCCGUUGGCGCAGAGACGCCGCUUCACGCGCGUCGAGAUGGCACGUGUCCUCAUGGAACGUAACCAAUAUAAGGAACGAUUAAUGGAGCUUCAAGAUGCCGUUCGCUGGACCGAGAUGGUUCGUGCCAGUCGCGUGGACAACUCCAUCGACAAGAAGAGCAAGCAGAGCAUAUGGACUUUUUUUAGUAAACUAUUCAGUUCGAACGAUCGUCCACAAAGACCGCUUUCCACUCCUCAUCUAAGAGCCGUGGCCGCCUCGCAGCCUACGAUGAGACAUUCACAAACCCAAGGCGACUUCUUGGAGGCGCAGCUUUCCGACCACCACCAGAAGCGACACGAGAGAACCGAACAAUUCCGACAGGUGCGGGUACAUGUGCGUAAGGAAGACGGGCGCACGCACGCUUACGGUUGGAGUCUCCCGGGGAAGAACAGCCAGGGACAGAAGGGACCGAGCCCCUCAGCGUCCCUGUCGUCGGGGGGAGUUCCGGUACCAGUUCCGGUUUUUUGUCGCCCGAUAGCGGAGAGUGAGCCGCGUAUGACUCUGCUGUGUGCGGCCGGCGUAAACCUGAACGGAGGUAGGACUCCGGAUGGAGGCUGCAUGAUUGGUGAGAGCGUUUUCUACGCAAAUGAAGACGAUAAGACGGAGAACAAUAUGUCCUUAGCCUACGAGAUGAGCAAAGCGCAGUCAGCGCAUUCUCCAGAGGUCGAGCAGAUCAGCAGACAGCUGCAGUCAACUCAGAGCGUGGAGUACACUGAAAAGAACCUGUCCUCGUUGGUUUGGAUAUGUGCUAGUACACAGGCUAAAGGAGUAGUUAUGAUCAUCGAUGCGAACAAUCCGGCGGACGUGAUCGAAUCCUUUUCAGUGAGCGAUAAGCAUAUUCUCUGUGUAGCUUCAGUGCCUGGUGCCACUGCAGAAGAUUAUCAAGAUUACGAAGAACGAAUGUCUGGGGACACCGAAACGAAGCGCCAUUCGUCGUUGUUAUGCGUGGGAAAGAGUGAGUCUGUGGAAAGCCAACCCAAUGGCCCCGUCGAGGACACGAACGCGGAGAACACUGAAAACGAAACUGUAAUUGGAACUACUAAAUUGAUAAAGGCAACCCUUCUAACUCCACCGAGUACUCCUGUAAAGGAGCCAGAAGAACCAGCUGCUGAUAAUGACGAGAAUCCCAAAGAAUCGAUGGUCAAGAAUGUUGAAGACGAAGCAGAGAACGACGGUCAUGACAGUCCGCCACUAAGCUCCACUCCUAAUAAUGUUACGGAGCCAUCGGUCAGUUCACCGGAGCCCGGAUUGGACGCGUUCGCACAGGAACAAUCGAACGUCGAGAACCGCGGCGAUGUACCGGACCGAAAGAUGUCCACCGUGAUGGCGACGAUGUGGCUAGGAACCAAAAACGGAAACCUAUACGUACAUUCCGCAAUGGGGAACUACAGCAAGUGCUUGGCUAGGAUCAAACUGAACGAUGCUAUAUUGGCCAUAGUGUCGUGUGCUUCUCGUUGCGUGGUCGCGCUCGCUGAUGGAACAGUAGCUAUAUUUGCCCGACUUGCAGAUGGACAGUGGGAUUUCACUCAGUAUUGGCUCAUGACUCUAGGCGAUUCUAAAUGUUCAGUGCGAUGCCUCAGUGCGGUCGGCUGUACGGUUUGGUGCGGUUACCGCAACAAGGUCCAGGUGAUCGAUCCUCGUACGAGACAACUACUUCACACUCUCGAAGCUCAUCCUAGACAAGAGAGUCAAGUGCGACAGAUGGCGUGUCACGGCGAUGGAGUAUGGGUGUCGAUAAAAAUGGACUCGACCCUCGGUCUGUACCACGCGCACACAUACAAGAACUUGUGCAACGUCGACAUCGAACCGUACGUGAGCAAAAUGCUCGGAACUGGCAAACUUGGAUUCUCCCUGGUCAGGAUCACGGCGCUUCUAAUCAGUUCCGGGCGACUUUGGAUCGGAACCAGCAAUGGGGUUGUUAUAUCCGUGCCACUGUCCGAAGCUAAUCGAGAUCCGAUUCAUGCAACAUUGAAUCGAACGAGAUCCGCGAGUCCGACUGGGGUUAUACCCUGGUGCUCGAUGGCUCACGCCCAGCUCAGCUUCCACGGUCACCGAGACGCGGUCAAGUUCUUCGUGGCGGUACCGGGAGCCGCUAGUUCGCCAGCCAGAACACCGGAGUCGCCCCAGCAGGGUUCGAACCAGCCGCCGAUGCUGGUCAUAUCCGGAGGCGAGGGAUAUAUUGACUUUAGAAUAGCCGACUCGGAGAUGGAGGACAGCGUGGUGGUAGCCGAAGAUGGUUCCUCGAGUGGCCACAGCUCGUUAAUUGAGAGGGCCUCUAAGAGUCACUUGAUAGUGUGGCAAGUAGCGACGGCCUAACGCAGGGCCGACCGUGCGAGAGUCGACUCUGAAUCCGACUACGUAUAUGUGUGCACGUCGACUAAACCAGAGGCUCUGAUCAACGUCUGAGUCCUCUAUACGGCAUACGAACGAGUUGCAAACUUAAACACUGCAUACAUAGUACACUAAUAAAAUAUAUAAAUUUUUAGAACGAAGUUCCUUAUGGGACGGUGCGGAGGGGUACCCUAACCGUGAAAAAACGUCCGUAACGUAAGAUUUUUAUU
Messenger RNA from Bombyx mandarina (wild silkworm), 4200 nucleotides. RefSeq names its product JNK-interacting protein syd (gene syd). Gene Ontology annotation, cellular component: cytoplasm. The record is from RefSeq and is a predicted model, not a curated record. Gene Ontology annotation, biological process: vesicle-mediated transport. Gene Ontology annotation, molecular function: kinesin binding; signaling receptor complex adaptor activity; MAP kinase scaffold activity. NCBI's taxonomy places the organism in Eukaryota, Metazoa, Arthropoda, Insecta, Lepidoptera, Bombycidae.